AUGAUACUUACAGAGAGUGAGGGCAAGGAAAUGAUUUUUGGUUAUGCUCGUGUUUCCGACCGGAGCCAGAAUCUUGAUCGCCAAUUGGCAGUACUGGAACCUGUUUGCGAUAAAAUAGUGACAGAGAAAGAAUCAGGCAAGUCCACCAGCGAAAGACCUGAAUUGUUAAAUCUGCUUUCACACCUCCGCGAAGGUGAUACUCUCGUCGCCCACAGCAUCGACCGCCUGGCACGCAAUACUCGCGAUUUGCUGGAAAUGAUUGAUAACCUGGUUGCUCGUGGGAUCACUGUUCAGUUCCUUGCUAACUCAAUGAGCUUUGAUAACUCCCCACAAUCACGCCUGAUCCUAACCAUGAUGGGAGCCGUUGCGGAAUUUGAACGAGGAAUGAUCGCAUCACGCCGCAAUGAGGGGAUUACUCUUGCCAAAGAAGCAGGGAAGUACAAAGGCAAGCAAAAGAACCAAGAACUACAUAACAAGAUUAUCGAUAUGUUACAAGCCGGAAAGAAUACACCAGACGAGAUCGCAAAGUUAUGUGAUUGCGGCAGGGCUACAGUGUUUCGCGUGAAGAAAGAAAUGAUUGCCAGUACUGAUAAUAUUGAGAACUGA
Molecule: messenger RNA, 606 nt
Organism: Cooperia oncophora
Lineage: Eukaryota; Metazoa; Nematoda; Chromadorea; Rhabditida; Trichostrongylidae
Source: the annotation of a GenBank genome assembly